Molecule: messenger RNA, 1071 nt
Organism: Phytomonas sp. Hart1
Lineage: Eukaryota; Euglenozoa; Kinetoplastea; Trypanosomatida; Trypanosomatidae
Source: the annotation of a GenBank genome assembly
GGAUGCAUGAGUGAAUUCAUUUCUAAGUCUAUUGAAGAAUUCAUAUACAGUGAAAUACACAAAAGGGCAACCUACACAAAAAAAAGGACGAAACUAAUGGAGAAUAAAUUAGCUCAAGUAAAUAUAGAGAAGUCCUCAAAGAAGGCUCGAAGUGUGGAGGUUUCAAAUUAUCCGGGAAACUUUCGUUCACAAUUUUGGAUUUCAGCACCAGACCACCGCACCGUAGACCGACACGCAGCCUUUCGCCCCGGUGUACGGUGGAAUUUUGAAAAAAACGCGAAGAAAGUCAGGGGUGGCAAGCCCUCAAUUUCGGGGGAGAAAACGAUUCCAGCGCCUUCUCUUCCUCCAUCUCCUCCCCCUCCUGCGAAUCCACCGCAUUGUCAGUUUAUCUUCAUCGCGGCGAACACCGCGGCGGUGGUGCCGGAAGCCUUUCAAACCAUAAUUCGGGUGUAUUCGCCAGGCACCGCGGAUUCUGACAAGAAGCUCACGGAAGCCCACUCAAAGGACGGGGAAGCGAAUAACAAUACAUUGAAAACGGCAUCCUCUGAGCUCUUUAUCGUUCAGGUCUAUCUCUGGAGCGACACCACAUUACGGGAGAUGCUGGAAACGGUUCUGGCGAAGAGCACAUCGGCAAGGGACGUGCUUCUGCCAGGAUAUCCCAAACGACAACGCGAGACCGUUGUUGAUAAAAGGAAUGGAUUAUCGAUGGGGGUGAGGGAGGGCCUCAUGGUGCCUCUACAAGUUGUUCGUGUUCUAAGCGUUUCCCCUGGGCUUGCUAAUGGAAAGCCAAAAAUCACUCCCAUUGGUGACAUGCAGCUUCGUAGACCACACUUUACCUCGACAGAUUGUAUCACCUUCCAAGAUCUGCUAGGACCAUCGAUUGAAAACUUCAGGCUUGGCGAUUUGUUAGUCUUCGUACCAGUAUUGGAGAACAAAGGUGCACAGACUCGAACACUUUACACCCCUUUAUAUGAAAACUAUCCACAAAAACAAAAAAUCAAAAAUGUGCAUGGAGGUAAUGCCUCGAAGACGCGCAUGCAUCACAAGUAAAUUAUGACCCAGGCUGCUUAU